AUGUCCAAACGCGGUCAGCAACCAGAGAGCGAUCAUGACAAUGCAACCAGCAGCAAACGAUCCAAACACGCUACGGAUAGACUAACGACGUGCGCCGAUGCCGAGAUUUGGAAUUCCAUUACGUUGGACGACUUUAGUGUGAAAGCGCUCUUUCAGUAUAUACGUUCAGGAGGCGAUGUCAACAUUGCGAAUGCGGAUGGGUAUGGACUUUUAUAUUUGGCGGCACGCAAUGAGAGCACUGAAGCUAUGCGCAUGUUGCUAUUGCAACCGGGUGUUGCUGUGGAGGCUGUGCACGGACCCAACCGUGAGUUAGCGUUGCAUGCAUCUGCUACGGCUGGCCAUGUGGAUGCUGUCGAGUUGUUACUGGAACAUGGAUCGCCUCAUCAUAUACGCGACGCUUUGGGACAUACGCCUUUGACGAGUUGCUUAUUCUCUCAAUCCAUCGAAUGCCUUGGUUUAUUACUGGAUGCGGGUGCCGAUAUGCAUGUGAAGGAUGAACAAGGGAACACCUUGUUGCAUUUGGCGGCUAUCAAUGGCUUUGCAGCUGCGGUGGAUCGAUUGGAUAAGAUACCUGUGGACGAACGCAAUGCACGUGGUUUAUCCCCAUUGGCAGUCGCUAUCGGUCUCGGUCAUGUUGAAACCAUGCAACGCUUACUCGCUCGAGGCGCCGAUGUGAAUGGAACAACACGCUUGGGAAACACUAUCUUGCAUCAUGCUGUCACAUGGAAUCGUAUCGAAGCUGUCAAAGCCGUCGUGGAUGCUGGUGGCAAUGUCAAUGUCCUCAAUGCUAUGGAAGAAACACCACUCAUGCUGGCAGUACAACAACGCAAAAUCGAUAUGGUGCGCUAUUUAAUGGAUCAUGGAGCCAAUCCUUGUGUUGUGGAUAAUACCAAUAUGCCCCUGAUGUAUGCUGCCAAUCACGGAUACACUGAAAUGUGCGAUCUACUUAUUACGAGUGACACUACCGACUUUUUCAUUCAAAGCGCAGCUGAAUUGAGUGAACGUGUUAAUCAAAUCAACACCAACAAGCUUUUACUUGCAAGGUUACAAGAAAGGAAACAGCCCACUGCCAUCGAAGAAGAUACUGAUUUCAGUGCAUUAAUCAACAUGAGCGACGAAGAUGAGGAACAACAACAACAAGAAGAAGAACGACCACAAAACAACAAUAGCCAGGACAACAACAAUACUAGUUGA
Molecule: messenger RNA, 1194 nt
Organism: Lichtheimia ornata
Lineage: Eukaryota; Fungi; Mucoromycota; Mucoromycetes; Mucorales; Lichtheimiaceae
Exons: 1
Coding region: 1-1194 (397 amino acids)
Molecular function (GO): protein binding
Source: RefSeq, a predicted model, not a curated record